GGAAGCUGGAGACACGUAGAUUCCACCUGGCCAGGUAUUUCAACCCCUACAAAGAAAAGAAAAAGAAAACGCUUCGGGAACAUUUUACGACCGUCGGAAUCAUAAUAAGCGUUUUUCUCAUCGAAAAUAGGGAAUACUCGCAAACCCUCGCUCAACGUGAAAAGAUUGUGGGUGUGUAGGAGUACUUUGCGUGACUGUACAGACUGUACGGUCAAUGGCCGUUACGGCGCGCUCGCCACCGAUUCAAAGUGACGCGAGGUACUGCUGCCACUAACGAGACUCGAAACGCCAAGAUUCGUUUAAUUUGUCGGCUGUGGAAUAGACAGUAACUGUGAACGUUGAAAAUGGAGCAGAUUGUGAAAGACGCUCUGGACGAGGCUGUGGAGAGAUUCUGCAACGGAGAAAAACAGUCAGAUGACAUCAUCCUGGCGACGGUGUCUGCCGCCAUUUCUGUUGAUGGCUUCCAACAGGGCGACGAGGUGGAGCUGUCGCAGUUUCAACUGGCGGACCCGCCGAUUUCUUGGAGAGUGAAGAUGCAGGUGGAGGCUGGGGACGUGGUCCGGAUCGUGCUGAGCGAGUUGUUCGCGAGGGACAUGGCGCGCCUCCGCGUGCAGGGGACCGUCCACCUGAGCCGCCGCGACGACUUGAUGGACAACGGGGGCGAUGCCGAUGGCGACGUGGACCUGGGCGCCGACAGCAACGAGUCGACCUGCUCGUCGUCCAGCCGGCCGAGCCAGGCCGCCCGGGACCACCCCUUGCGGGGGCAGCGCAGCCCCGUCGUGGUGGUCACGGACCACCCCAUCACCAUCGCCAGCGUGCACCGGUCCGCCGUGUCGCAGGUCGGCGUGCACAUGGCGUCGUUCUACCUGCAGCCCGGCCAGCACCUCCAGGACGCGGACAAGGGCGACAGCUCGGAGGAGGAGCGCUGCACCGAGGCCGCCGACUGCGACGAGGUGAGCCUGCAGAUGCUGGCCAGGCUGAGCGCCGACUUCGGCCACCUCCUGUCGACGCAGGGCUCCUCCGACGUCGUCCUGCGCGUGGGUGAGCUGCCCGUCAAGGCGCACAAGGCCGUGCUGGUGGCCAGGAGUGAGGUCUUCCGCCAGCUGCUGGAGCAGGACGACCGCCAGGGCGACGACGCUGCGCCGCCCUCCUCGCUGCAACAGCUGCGGAUCGCGGACGCGCCCCGCGAAGCCUUCCUCAAGGUGCUGCGCUACAUGUACACGGCGGACGUGUCCGCGCUGUCGGACUGCGAGACCGACGUGCUGGUGCUGGCGGCGCGCUUCGGGCUCACCGACCUGGCCGACGAGUGCUGCCGGCGGCUGCUGGUGGCGCUGGACGCCGACAACGGCCUGGCCCUGGACCUGCUGGCCUUCGCCGAGCAGCACGGCGUGGCCGCCCUCAAGGCGCGCGCCCUGCUUGUCGUGGUCGAGCACCUGGGCGAGGUGACCGCCACGCAGCGCUGGCGCGACUACAAGCAGCGGAUGCCGUCCCUCGCCGCCGACCUGCUGGAGACGGCCGCGCGCGUCCUGGUGCUGCGCAAGCCGUGA
This is a messenger RNA of Thrips palmi, 1547 nucleotides long. RefSeq lists its product as uncharacterized. Gene Ontology annotation, molecular function: ubiquitin protein ligase binding. The coding region runs from base 345 to 1547 and encodes 400 amino acids. Lineage: Eukaryota; Metazoa; Arthropoda; Insecta; Thysanoptera; Thripidae. The record is from RefSeq and is a predicted model, not a curated record. Gene Ontology annotation, cellular component: cytoplasm. The transcript is spliced from 4 exons. Gene Ontology annotation, biological process: regulation of proteolysis; proteasome-mediated ubiquitin-dependent protein catabolic process.